UUCGUUUCACCCCCUCUCUGAACCUGAAGCCCCUCCUCUUCGAGGUUCCCAGCCUCUCGUCUGAUUGGCUGUUCAGCGGCAGGGAGUGGCUCUUCCAGGAAGUGGACGCUUGUCUCCGCGGCUCUGAUUCGUCGAGCAGCCGAGGCGUCAUCAUCAUGGGCAACAUGGGCUUCGGGAAAACCGCCAUUAUCGCCCGCCUGGUGGCGCUCAGUUGUCAUGGCAACCGUAUCUCACCAACCGGAAACCAGACGCUGCCCAAACAUAUGGAGGCUAUGUCUUUGUCCCAGGACUCUCUGGGAGGAGGAGGAGGAGGAGGAGAUGAAGGAGCUGGAGGAAGCUGUCCGGGAACCCCUGAGAUGAGGAGGAGACAGGAGGAGGCUCUGAGGAGGCUGGCAGGACAGGUGGUCUCGUACCACUUCUGUCAGGCUGAUAACUGCCACACCUGUCUGGUGCCGGAGUUCGUUCACAACCUGGCGGCGAUGCUAAGCUCCGCCCCCCAGCUGUCGGCCUAUCAGGAGCUGCUGCAGCAGUCCCCCCCCUUGCAGAGCGCGCUCAGUCUGCGCUGCUGCAUCCAGGACCCGGGGGGGGCGUUACAGAGAGGCAUCAUACAACCACUGGAUACUCUAUACAGAG
Molecule: messenger RNA, 633 nt
Organism: Notothenia coriiceps (black rockcod)
Lineage: Eukaryota; Metazoa; Chordata; Actinopteri; Perciformes; Nototheniidae
Product: protein TANC2-like
Exons: 3
Source: RefSeq, a predicted model, not a curated record